This is a messenger RNA of Talaromyces stipitatus ATCC 10500, 1872 nucleotides long. RefSeq names its product amidase, putative. Bases 1 to 1638 code for a protein of 545 amino acids. Lineage: Eukaryota; Fungi; Ascomycota; Eurotiomycetes; Eurotiales; Trichocomaceae. The transcript is spliced from 8 exons. The record is from RefSeq and is a predicted model, not a curated record.
AUGCAGCCCUGGGAAGAGAUCGCGUCUCGGUGUCAAUCCGAUCUUCUUAAUUCCAUCCCUCAGAGAUGGAGACUUUCUACCAGGCCAAGCUCAACGGAUGUGCGCGACGUACCCAGAAGCUGCGGGCUUCUCACCCAGGACCAACUCAAAAUUACUGAGAUGACAGCCGCUGAAUUGGUAUCUCAACUAAGCAGCGGCCAGUUGUCAUCGUUUGAAGUGACAGAAGCCUUUUGUGCUCGAGCAGCAAUCGCGCACCAAUGUGUUAAUUGUCUUACGGCUUACUUCUAUGAGGAGGCAUUACAGCGCGCACAAGAGCUUGACAGAAUCUUCAAAGAGACUGGGAAGGUUGUUGGCCCGCUGCAUGGAUUGCCUAUUGCUGUCAAAGACUACUUCCACAUGAAAGAUAAGGCUGGUACAAUGGGUCUGAUUGCAUGGCACGAUAAAAUAUCAGACUCCGAUGCAUCCAUUGUGCAAUUGCUCAAAACCGCUGGUGCUAUUCCAUUUGCCAGGACUACGAUGCCGCAGACUGGCAUGCUUCUCGAAACUGUCAGCAACCUCUGGGGACGGACUCUAAAUCCAUUCAACACCAAUUUCUCCGCAGGGGGCUCGUCAGGAGGCGAUGGAAGUCUCGUUGGCAUGCAUGGGUCUCCUUUUUGCCCUUCCACGGAUAUCGGUGGCAGCAUCAGAGCCCCGGCAACAUUCAACGGGCUAUAUGGCAUUCGGCCCACAGCGGAAAGAAUACCAAAGUCUGGUAUGAUCACCACAGCACCGGGUCAAAUCUCUGUAAAAGUCUCGUGCGGACCGGUCUGUCACAGUGUUGCUGAUAUCAAGCUCGUGACAAAGAUACUGCUGACCCAUUACGAUUAUAUUGGAUACGAGCCGACUGCUGUACCAAUGCCAUGGAACGACAAUGUCAUAACUGCAAAGAAAUUGUCAUUUGGCUUAAUGCGCACAGAUGGAUGCGUAACGCCUCAGCCUCCGACUGCGAGGGCGUUGGUUGAGACUGCGGAAGCCCUAAAGGCUGCUGGGCAUGAAGUCGUCGAAUUCGAUCCGCCUUUUGACUUCUGGGAAGCUUCACAAGUUGUAUGGAAACUGUACUUCCAAACAGGCGCAAAAGAAACAAAAUCCGUAAUCGCAUCGGCUGGUGAACCACUGAUGAAAAGCUACGAGUGGUACUUGGAUACUUUCAAAGUCAAAGGAUUGACAGUGGCAGAACUUUUUCAACUCAACACCAAGCAAACAGGUUAUAAAAAGCUAUUUGCCCAAGCCUGGCAGAAUACUCAGCAUUUGACAAGCACCGGACGAUCUAUCGACGCCCUAAUCUGUCCCUGUGCACCAUCAGCGGGGUUCCCUCAUGAUUUCCCAAUAUGGUGGGGAUAUUUUUCAAUCUGGAAUCUCCUAGACUACCCCAGCACCAUAUUACCACUGAAGAAGUUCAAAAUCGAUACCACAAAAGACAUAAAGGACUCCAACUAUGUUCCCAAAGAAAACGUGUUUGAUAGAAUGAACUGGGAGAUUUAUGAUCCUCAACUGUGGUCAAACCAGCCGGUCUCCAUUCAGAUUGUACGCCCGCCGUUCACCGAUGAAGAAUUGAUUGAGGUCACUAGCGAAGUUGAUAAAGUAUGCAAUGCAUCCUAGACACAUAUAUACAGUAGAACCUGGCUAUAACGAAAGGAAGGCCGCUCCACAUUUCUACUAAUAUCAACGUGGAUAACUUUAAUAUGGAACUGAAGAGUCUCUGAGUUAUUAACACUAAAAUGGAUUAAUAUAUGGAGGUGCUUUUUAUCCCUAAAUCGAACUCACUUCUGGAUGUAAAGACUUAGGCCCUGAGAGGCCAUCUGUUCGUUAUAACCAGGUUCUUCUAGUUAUCAA